AUGUGGUCCCGCUACAACCAAUCCAAGUCGCAAAGUUGGUCGCCUGUGGCACACGAGGAGGGGGUGACACCGUUUUCUCGGUACCCUCUUCAGGACAACUUCUAUAACUCCCUGGCUCACUUGCACGUCUGGGUGGUCUUUCCAUAUGUGGCUCUGAUGGUGUGGCAGUUCAUCUUCAAGAAGGGCGGUUCGGGGCAUCUACAGCGGGGUUUGAUGCUGAAGUGGCUGUCACUGGCCGUUAUCGGUGGCGGCUGGGUCUUGCAGAUUCGGCAUUCCUGGCUCAGCGACCCCAAGGUCUUCGAGAAGCACCCCGCGCUCUUCAGCCUUCCCUUCGCGCGGAGUUUCGUGAGCGCCUUUGGCAGUUCGACGUUGGUGAGUGCCUUGAACUGCUAUGUUAUUGGUGUCAAGGAAAAGUCGCGAAUGCUCAUGGUGGGCAGCACCGGGCACUUUCUCAUCCUGGGAGCAACGCUGGUGUCUUUGGGGAUCAUCUUGAAUGCCUACGUUUACAUGACCCAAGAGUUAAUGAAGCUCUCGAUUUGGAGCUCGUACCACUGGGAGAUGCUGUGUGAGAUGAUGGUGAUUGGCUCCGUCUUCCCCCUCUAUGACGGGCUAAACUUCUAUGUGCUGAUGACCUGGUGGCGCACCGGCUCCUUGAACUAUCUAGAACACCAUGUCAUGAAUGCUGUGUGGACGAUGAGCAAGACGGUGGCUGCGGUUCUGCUCUUCACGGCUCACGAUGCACAUCGGAUUUUUCCUCACCCGGGCAUUGGCCUUUUCUCGCGUUUGGCAAUUCAGCUGGUCCCGCAACUUUUCAUCUUACUUCCUUACCUCCUUAGGAUCUUUCGGCAUGUGAAAGCCGCGCCCAGCUGCAACAAGCAAUGCUAG
Messenger RNA from Symbiodinium sp. CCMP2456, 885 nucleotides. NCBI's taxonomy places the organism in Eukaryota, Dinophyceae, Suessiales, Symbiodiniaceae. The record is from the annotation of a GenBank genome assembly.